AGCGGUUGAUUGGACGGUUCGGCGGAGAAACGGACCAAUCGUGUACUCACUAUUUUUUUCUUUAGGAACCAAACGGGAGAAUUCAACUUUGGUAGAAGCGAGUUGCCUGGAUCUGUGGUUCCACUGGCUGAGGCGUAGUUAAAAGCUACGGUCAGAAAACUUAAAAACUUUGAGUAGAAGCUGCGCCGAGAGAAGACAACAGAGGCCUUGAUUGUUUACAGAAAAAAACUUCGCCGAUGAUGGCUGCCGCUACCGUGACGGGAGCGUCGGAAUCGACUGCUCCUCCAAAUGAGUGUCUCACUCAAAAGGCUCGACCUGUGAAGCCAACUGUGGCCAAUAAAGAGAACUGUCUAAGACCAGUGAGGCCAGAGAAAGGAGCUGCUAUGAGUGGCAGCAGGCUACCUAUACCAGUGAAAAAGUUAAAGGUGAAAUCUGUUCCAGACUUCAAAAAGUUACAUCAACAGUGGGAUAAAAAGUUUCUGAAGAAACAAGCAACUGCCAAAAAGGCCUGCACUCAGCCAAUUCCAUUUACCUUUGCAACAUCCAGAGGAGCCAAGUCAACUCAGCCUGUGAGUGCAGAUCAUAAUCUGCAAGUAAUAUCAUCUACAACAGUCGAGAAAGAGCUGGCUGUUUCUGAGGGAAAUUAUCUAGUCGGUGCCAAUAAUGUGAUCGCAGCUACAAAUCAAACUGCAGUUGAAUCAAAACCUAUCCAGACCCAUGGCUGUGGGCUGGCAGCUCACCAAGAGUGCAGAGACUUAGAUUCUGGCAUUGCAACGCUGAAACUUGACCAGAAUGAGAUGGCAAACAAAGAGAAUUGCUUUGUUCCUUGCCAGGCAAAUAUCACUCCAAGUAAAACUAAGAGCUCCUACAUUCCGAAUUCAGCAUCUGAGAUCAAGCCACCUUUGCCACCAGAAAAAGCAAAAAUAGAGGUCCUGCAGACUAAGACUAUUAAACCAAAUACAGACAAUAGUGAAGAUUUUGUGAGUAACCCAAUGGCUCUACAGAGCAUCCUAUCGAAUGUUGGAAUUAAUGCUUUUAAUGUUACCAACCACAAACUCAGUCUGGCGCACACAGUGUCUGUGAAAACGAAUAUCCAAAAUCCUGAGCCAUCUAAUCCAAAACAAGGUAAUAACGAUGGUAUGGCACUUGGGAAUGCCCCAUCAACUUUUGAUGACGAGAAUAUUUUCAACGACAUGUAUGGCAAAUCUAGCAUGACAGUGCGAGCCCCUGAGAAGGACAGUGCACCUCAUUGCAAGUAUCCUGCGCAAAGUCCAUAUGUGAUGGGAAGAUCAUCAUACAUGCCCAGCAAUCAUCCCACACUUCCUCUUGCCUGGGGCCGCGCCUCCUGCAUUGCGAAGCUGGGUACCAGAGGUGUAGGUACUGAAAUAAGUUCUCCAAGCACCAUUCUUCAGCCAAUCAAACUAUAUAACCAAGUUAGCAAUAGACAGCACCUCUCAUCCCAGAAGUCAGCCAGAUGUAAACCUGAUGGCCCGGACUUCAACUUGAUGGAAAGAGCUUGUGAAUCCAAUAGCUUUGCUGCUACAUUUGUUCCUGCUGGAGGUGCUGACCCUUGGAAAUCAGAUACCAAAGGAAUGCAAACACCUAAUAGAGUGUUACAACCAUCUAACUAUCACUUCAGCAGCACUUGGGCUCCAUCAUCUCAAAACGUACGGCAUCCAAAAUAUAUGCCCACUCCCUCUUCAAGUGCGGUUACAACUUAUAAACCUGUGAAAUGGUCAAAUCAUCACUCUCUUCAGGGCAAGACUGAUGGAAAGAGUGCGUCAGACCACAUAAAGGAUGGUGAAUAUCUGCCAAUGGAUCAGAUAGUACUUCGUCUUUUUAGUGAUUCAGAAGAACCAAACGAAGUAGAGAAAGCAACAGAAACCCCAAGCUUAAAGGAAGAAUUAGAAAGACCAAAGACCAAUCAGGCUCCAAGCCUUGUUGAUCUAAAGCUAGUAAAGCUAAAGAACAUCGAACUUCUUUCACAACAACUUCAGAAAGAGUUGCAAGAGGUAAAGGUGAUUGAAGAGACGCUUAUAGAAAGCAGCUGUGAAGGAAGUGUGCCUGCCUUCCUAGAAGAACAUCCCAAUUUAGCUGAUGCUGUCUUGAAGAACAGAACAAUUGAUACAGCCUCGAAGCAGCAAGAUGCUGAAGAACAUGUUAUUUCUUCCCAAUGUACACCUCUGACUUCCAUUCCAACACCUAAACUUAUGGACUGGUCACUACACAUGAACAGUGUUUCUGGAACUGUAAAUUGCCUUCCUACCAUGGACCGCCAAUCUGAGAUAUCACUCCCUUCUGCUAAGCUGGCUUUGAAUGUGAUGAACACGUUGCCCACAUCCAUUUCCCAUAGCUCUUCACACUUGCACACAAGUGCCCAAGGGCCAAAAUUCCAAUCCUUUUUCUUCGGUGGAAGCAGGGACAGAAGUACCCUGCUCUGGAGCAGCAUGAAGCAAAGGUUUAGUGAGACUUUCCCUGGAUAUCGAAAACCUUUCCCAGAGGCACUUUUGGACGAAGAGGUUUCCUGCUGUCUCACCCGUGCCAUCCAGUCACCUGAUAAGAUAACAAAGAGAGAAAGAAACUGUGCCAAUCCAGUUGCCAAGAUACUGCAGCAACAAGAAGUUAUGCACUUUGUCCCAAUUGAGCUGCAUUACCAGCCACAAAGCUCGCCAACAAUUUCUGGUGUCUUUUUGUGAGGAGCCAUCAAGUCCUGCCCUAUUGUUAUGAAGCUUAUUAUCCCCUCUCUUUUCUUUAUCAUCUGUAUUAAUUUAUCUUAUAGCCCAAGGAGAUGGUUCUAGUCGUGGAUACUUCAAGAGCUUGACUCACUGUGCCCCAGGGUACAUUACCAAUAGGAUAGCUGCUUUUCAAUUUUGUUAUAAUAGAAAAGCUGUUUUGUCUACAUAAUACUCGAACUGCUCUGCGUGUAUACAAGAACAUUUUGUGAUUUAUCAACUACAUAUAAACUGCCUAAUUAGCGCACGUAUGCUCCAGGCAUAACCUACUUUUGGUUGUAACUGUAUAAAUUGUCUAAUGUUUAAAAUAUACUCUCCCUUCAAUCAGAACUGAUAUGCACUGUGUCAUGAACACUUUCAUUUUUGAUUGGGAAUUCUAGCAUCGAUCUGUCUUGUGCUGCUGUCCCUUUUUUAAGGUCUCCAGCUGUAAACAACAUAAUUAAUUUUACUCCUUCAUGUUUCAACUUUCAUAGUUAGCACUAACACCCUUUUUAACCAGUUUGUUUGGACUUUUAUCGUGUGGUUUUAUUUUCAAAAAUUUGUCAUAUCAAAAAGAUACGAAUAGAAAAGAUUGUUUAAUCUAACUGAAUCUUUUCAUCUUGCACUCAUCAGGACAAAUGCAAGAAUGCCAAAUUUCAAACUAUCACAUCAAUUUAAAUUCUGAUCAACCAAGGCAUUGUCACAGAGAAAGCAGUGGGAACUAUGGGCUCCCCUGUGGUUCAACAUACCAAAUAAUCAGCACCCUUUCUUCCCAUAGUAUAAAUUAUUUCAAUAAUUUGAAAUUUUGGCAUUCUAAUGUUUGUUCUGAUGAGUGCAAGACAAAAAGCUUCAGCAAACAUGUAUUUUUCUUUUUCAAGAAAUGUUCCUGCAAAUUUUUGCUCUUGCUUGUUUAAAUAUCACAGUGCUCUGGAAGUUUCACAGUCUUGAAUUGCGUCAGUUAAAUGAAAUGUUCCCUAUGAACAGCAGGCAGAAAUAUGAUUACUGCCACACGAUUAAGGAAAGCUCUUGGCUCAUCUGAUUUUUGUCUGCAGUAUAAAGGCAAGCUUUUUAUUCACAAUAAUUUGUCUAUUAUUCCACCACCAAACCACCGUGAAUUCAAAUUAGGAAAAAAAAGUACUUGUUCCCCAUCUCUGCAUUGUUUGCUAUGACUGCAAGCUAUUAAUGGGCAUCAUUUUGCAUCAGUGCUAAUCUUUUUGUUAUGGUAAUGUGGACCUGACAUGAAACCUUGAAAACCUUUUCUCUCAACUAGGAUUGCGUUUUACAACUUCUGACAAUUCCAAUUAACAAUUUACUGAGAAGUAUAUGACCUAAUAAUUUGGAUAUCAGUAAAGCUGUUCCACUACACUUUUUGGAUUGUAAAUAUUCAGGUCCUGAGUUCGACCCUUAAUACUUGGUUAGGCACUUGUAGAACCUUAACUUGCACAACAAAUUGAAAUACUGGACUGUUUUGAACUUUAAAUGGUUGGUUUGUCUAUUAGCAUUUCCUGUGUUACCUCGGGUUGCUACAAUUCUGGUUGACCCUUUUCAUAUCAACUUUAGGAUUUGGUGUGUGGUGUGCCUUUCCUGCAGCUAAGAUUCUCCAUUUAUCUGGACUCGGGCCUGGCACUGAUACACAUUGGCCUGCUUACACCAGUGAUUGGGUUCUUUUGUAGCCAACAAGCCUGAGAGUAGGACUUGGGGGGGGCUUAAAAAAAAGGCUCUUCCAGCUCACAGGCAGAAGAUCUGCCCGGUUUAGCUCAUACUUCAAACUUUAAACACUUUCUGUAGAUGAACCAUUCCAAUAUUGUGUGUAUUCUAUUCUACUUUUAACCUUUGCAUUACAGAGAAAACAACACUGUAGCCUAACUCUCUACCGUGGGAUAGUUUUAGAAUUUCUUAGUUGAAACAUUCAGAUUUUCCAUUCAAAUUGUAAUACCUUAUUGUAAAUCUGUCCACUAAAUCUGAUAAUUUAUCUGCAAAGUUUACCUUUCAUCUUUAAUGAUCUCAUGAUUGCCUUUGUAGACUAUUAUGCCUACGCUGGUCCGUUAAGGACUUUUGUAUGCCAUGUACAUUUUUGUAUAUGUAAUUACUAUGCAAAUAAAGCUUUAUUGUG
Messenger RNA from Stegostoma tigrinum, 4824 nucleotides. RefSeq lists its product as uncharacterized. The record is from RefSeq and is a predicted model, not a curated record. NCBI's taxonomy places the organism in Eukaryota, Metazoa, Chordata, Chondrichthyes, Orectolobiformes, Stegostomatidae. Bases 237 to 2696 code for a protein of 819 amino acids. The transcript is spliced from 15 exons.